UUCUGGAAGGCAGCGAAAGGGGAGACAAACUACUCAUUUUCACGCCCAAAGCUUUGCAGGAAGGAGGACGGGGAGCCGUGCGAGGAGGGAGGGAUAAUUUGACGGUACGAGGCGCAGCAGCUUGGCGGAGGACUGGGCUCGGGGCGAGGGGAGGACGUGUAGCCGUCCAGCGCUGCCGCUACACUUGUGCAGAAAUCGGAGGAGCCCCGCUGACUUUCUCCCGCUUCAUUUCCGCCUGAUGCCCUAAUAUCCGACCCGAGCUGGCGUCCGGACCGCGCCGGGGGUAACCGAUGAGUUCCCUGAGACCUGUGCUGGGAUGAGAGCUGGGAUCAAAAGUGUAAAAAACAACAGUGAAGUGAAGACAACUGACCACCAAGGGCGGAGACAAGGCGGACCACACAACGCAGGAGGCCUGGGGAAAUCAUUAACCAUGCACAAACCCAUACGAAAUGACUGAGGGACAUCGAUCUCUUUGGCCUGGAACAGAAGAGAAAGAGAACUGGAUCCCACUUCACCCUCCGUAUCCCUGAGACCGACAUCCACCUCCAGCCCCCUGGCCCCAGGGCCUGCGGAUUUACCCCGGCACAACUUCCGUAUCUCGCAGAUUGACACCAAGCUACAAAAACUCCAACCUCAUAGGGGGUCGGCUCUUUGUGGAGAGCCCCUUCUCCCUCCCAAGCCCCCGGGGACGGGACCCUGUCAUGUUUCACUGACUGACCCCUCCCAACCGGCGAAUGACAAGUGUGCAUCCGAGGGUGGGGCUUGCCUCAGUCUCUCAUAAUUGGCUGCUGGAUGGAAUUAAGGUGAAUGGAACACAUGCCCAAGGAGCAGGACCCUAACCCAUCAGAGGGAGAAGAGAAACGGUGGCUCAAUGGCCCAAAAAGGAAGAGGAAGAACAGCCAAUGUUCGGUGAAGAGUAUGACUGGGUACAUCCCCAGCUACCUCGAAAAGGAUGAGCCAUGUGUGGUGUGUGGCGACAAGGCCACAGGUUACCACUACCGCUGCAUUACAUGCGAGGGCUGCAAGGGUUUCUUCCGUAGGACCAUUCAAAAGAACCUCCACCCCACCUACUCCUGUAAGUACGACUGCUGCUGCAUCAUCGACAAGAUCACCCGCAACCAGUGUCAGCUCUGCCGCUUCAAGAAGUGUAUUGCAGUGGGCAUGGCCAUGGACUUGGUGCUGGAUGACUCAAAGCGGGUGGCUAAACGGCGUCUGAUUGAGGAGAACAGGGAGCGACGCAAGAAGGAGGAGAUGGUGAAGUCCCUCCAGAACCGUCCAGAGCCCACCGGGUCCGAGUGGGAGCUGAUCCGCCUGGUGACGGAGGCCCAUCGACACACCAACGCUCAGGGCGCACAGUGGAAACAGAAGCGCAAAUUCCUGCCAGACAAAAUUGGCCAGUCCCCGGUUGCCCCCACAUCAGACGGAGACAAGGUGGACCUGGAGGCCUUCAGCGAGUUCACCAAGAUCAUCACUCCUGCCAUCACCCGUGUCGUCGACUUUGCCAAAAAACUGCCCAUGUUCUCUGAGCUGCCUUGUGAAGACCAGAUCAUCCUGUUGAAGGGCUGCUGCAUGGAGAUCAUGUCGCUGCGAGCCGCCAUGCGCUACGACCCCGACAGCGAGACGCUGACGCUGAGCGGGGAGAUGGCUGUGAAGCGUGAGCAGCUGAAGAACGGCGGGCUGGGCGUGGUGUCGGACGCCAUCUUCGAUCUGGGCAAGAGCCUGGCACAGUUCAACCUGGACGACACGGAGGUGGCGCUGCUGCAGGCCGUGCUGCUCAUGAGCUCAGACCGCUCUGGCCUGACCUGCGUGGACAAGAUCGAGAAGUGCCAGGAGACCUACCUGCUGGCAUUUGAGCACUACAUCAACUACCGCAAGCACAACAUUCCCCACUUCUGGCCGAAGCUCCUGAUGAAGGUGACGGACCUGCGGAUGAUCGGGGCAUGCCACGCCAGCCGCUUCCUUCACAUGAAGGUGGAGUGUCCCAACGAACUCUUCCCUCCGCUCUUCCUGGAGGUCUUCGAGGACCAGGAGGUGUGAAACACAGUUGCCACCACGCAAAGGGAAGAGGAAGUUGGGGCAAACUGGGAGAUGGGAAGGGCCAUCAUUUUUAUAGGGGAAGGAUGGAGGGAGAGUCCUCUCGGCAGGAAUCUGCAUUUCUCCGAUAUCACAUUUACAAUAUGUGGUUUAAAAACUGGAAACAACAAUAACAGGAACAACACACCAGCAACAGGAGAGUCAAGCAAACAGAGGGUUUUGUUUUUUGAACACCCUCUCCUCCACCUCUUUCUCCUCCUUUUACUUACCCCUGUUUUAAAAUCCGUGUGGGGGCCCUUCUGUCUGAGCAUGAUGUCUUAUCUAGCAAGAGUUGUAGCCAUUUGCCAAGACACGCACACAGAUACACACAACACACACAGACACACACAGACACACACAGCCACAGCCUGUUCCACCUCAGUUCUUCAGAGCAGCACUCUUUGCAGGGGUUCGUUCCCCCUCUCUGGUUCUUUGUAGCGGUCACAGAUUUACACGUUUUGAAGCCCGUGUCUCCGGCUUCAAAGCUGCCCAGCACCUCUCAGUAUUAUUUCUGAAUACGUGUUAAGGCAGUAAUUCAGAAAAUAUGGUCAACGGUGACAUAUUAUCACUCACACUCAUGCAGGCGCACGCAGUCAGCAAACACUGCACACUGAAAUUUCAGUAGAUGCUUUAUUACUCUGGUGUGUAAUGGCUGUAGUAAAGCUACCAGACCUAGUUAUUAUAAAUUUCUCAACUCAAUCUGAGCCGUUACAGCUGUUUUUGGAGCUUCUUCUUCUUCUUCUUCUUCUUAGAUCCCAGUGAAACCGGUGCUAUAUUUAUAUAAGGCUACUCCAGUUUUAUGAAAUUGUGUUGUCUAUCUUUGAAAAAAAACGUGCAGACCAUGGCUCCAUAUCUACCUUCAUUUUUGUCAUUGGACCGGCUCCUGUGACAUACAGUGCAUGCACACACACACAGACACACACACACAUAUGAGCAGACUUGCCUAGUCAUUGCUUGCGCCACUUGUGCCAGCAACCUAGCGUCUUAUGAAUGACAAUUAAGACCUUCUCUCUCCAAGGAGUUUCUACAAUGAGGACAAGAGAGAAAGAAAAGGAGAGAAGGGAGGAGGAAGGGAGACACUUGGAAGCUGAGAGGAGGGAGGAGCAGAGAUAGAGGGAGAAAGCAAGAUUUCAAAGCUGGACGGUAGAUUCAGAGCCGGGGGUCAGGAGUAAAUCUCCCAGACCCAGCUUCCCGACAGGGUUUGGAUAGCAGCAACCACCAGAAGGACAACUACGCUCAUCUUACACACACAGACACACACGUUCUCUCUCCUUCUCCAUCUCUCUCUCUCACACACACACACACUCACACACAAACACAUACAUAAAAACACACAACAUCACCUCAGAGUAACGUGAAUGCCUCAUUUUACUGUACACACUGCACGGCAGUGUUGAUAUACAGCCCUAACCUGCAGGGUUUGUACAGAGUCCUCUCCUCACGGACUCCGCUCAGUGUGGCCCCUCCAGGCUUCCAUACACAUUUGCCUUUUUUUUUUAACCAUGGGCGUCACUGAGAGCAGGCAAAUGCCAAGAAGGCUACCAUUUACCUCAAUGUGGACACACCCCCAGGCUGGGGCAGCAAUACUGCCCCUGUGGUGUCAGGCACUACCUCACCUCUGUGGACACAGGGCAGCUGCCCACAGCCUACACACAGACAUACACCAUUCAAGUUGGCGCAUGUGUAGAUUAACACACAAAUGUGCAUAAUUUUUGCGUAGGUGCACACUUGUAGUCAUGGAAAGACAAAACACUCACAGCACACACACACACCCUCAGUGCUAUCACUUGGUUGAAAUGAAAUACCACUGAAGACAGGAGGGCCAGCCAUGCCCCGGGAAGGUUCCACCCGGUCCUGGGAAUGGUACCCAUCGCAUUCGGGUUAUCUCUUUUUGUUCUAUGGGACCAAGUGUCAUCUUUUCAAAUUUGGAUUUACUUGUUUCUGUCAAAACAGAAACCGACUCACAGAAGCGGCGAAGGACAAGUGUGGAUGUGCAGCCCAGCUGACGUCUAUCUAAGCGAGUAGCCAGAGGGUAGAUAACUCAGAGCAACUGAGAACCAGUGGUGGCAACGUCCGUUAGAAUUAGCAUGCAUAGAAAGGGCGGUUUCUGUCGGCAUCGUGGCGAUCUUCCACAGUACACUUAUGAUCGCUGCCAUUGAGUCUUGGUAAAUAUUUUCAUGGACAUAAGCUUUGUGUCAUGCAUGGGCAGUGCAUUAGACGCAGAAACCCGGGAUGUUCUCGACCGAAAUGAAGCCUCUUCCGAGGCGACUCAGCAUCCCUUUAAGUCUCAUUGCACAUGACCAGUGCUCACCACUGUAACAGUAAUAUCUCAUGGCAGAUAUCAUAAUGUAUUAGCCAAAUGACCAUUCGAGAAUGUUGAUUUGAUUAUAAGAGCCCACUCUGUUCAUUCCAAUUCUGGGGCCAAGCCAGAUCUAACUGGGUUUACCACUCUUACAAAGAAGAGAAUGAAAGAAAAGAGACUAAGAAAAUCUGUUUUAUAUUCAAUGCCAAGCAGUAGUUCGUACUGGGCACUUGUACAGGAUGGGUAAUGUGCACCCCACAGAAGUACUUAAGCAGAGGAACGUGUGGCAGGGAUCGUGGGUAACCGUCACAGAUGGCCGAGCCUAACUGCUUCAAACAUCUGGAGCAGUUCUGGUAGGAGAGAGGAACUGGAGCACCACCUUGGGGCACGAUGGCAGUGUUUGGUCUGACUCUCAGAAGAAUCCCUUCCUCGUGCACUUCACCGCUUCCAGCGAUCCAUCACCUGCCCUGUCCCACCCCACCUUGCUCUAGCCCAUGACAGUGCCCUUUCUUGAGCCUAGCUCAGACUGAAUUGCACCCCACCACCAUCACGACAGCCCCCGCCCAGCCAGGCUGGUGUGAGUUUUUGCACUACUGCAACGGUCCUCCCUUUUUAUGCCCUUACUCAUCAAAGUUUAACCGGUGUCCCUCGUCGGCUCACACAUUAGUUUCCUCCUCGCCCUAAAUGGGCAUCCUGACCUGCUCUGUGUAACAGAGGCUGGCAGUUGCAGUGGGCUCAGCCCCAAACCUUCUUGUUGUCAGUAUUAGACCAACAGCACAUAACCCUCACUUCUUACCAGGGGUGGAGAGAGAUUCCUGCAUAGAAGGGUAGGGAGGGCUGCGUAGCACUUACCCAUUCUCCGUGUAGAGCCCAUUGUCCCACCAUCCUUCCUACAGCAGAGUCAGCCCAGUGACGUUUCGAAUUCGGAGCCCUCCUCCAAACAGCCUCCCUUUCUUCGUCAUUCUCUCUCCCCCUGUCCUCUUCCCUUAGCACCCGAGCUAUCUUACCCACUCACCGCCGGGUGGGUUGCCCCCACUUUGGCCCAGAAUCACUGACACCAAAUGGGAUCCAGGCCUCUCCCUUGUGAGACAAGGCUGGCCAUAACUGCCCUUUAGAGCGGCGCCACCGAAUGAAUGUGAACGGCAAAGCAGCAGCGACGGGAACGAGGGACUUGAGCGCGAGAACGUGAGGAUGCGAGAGAAGAAGAGAACGUGGGACAGGAAACAAAAAGCUGAGGGCCUCAGCCCUCACUGCCAUCAUUGACAUGGGUGAGAGAGGGUGAUGUGGCUGGUUGUAGAGACAAUGUUAACAAACACUCGGAGGAAGGGGAGAUGGCGAUGUAGGAAUAUGCACCGUCUCCCCUUCAGUUCCCACAACAGCCCCACAUGAGCCCCCGCUCCCAUGCCAGCUGACCACCCCAAAUGCCCCCUCCCCCCACCUCAGCUCCCUCAAAAAAAGGAUAAGCUCCAGCUUUCAUAUGGUGAGGAUCAGGAAAAGAUCCAUUCCAGAGAUGCAGGUUUGGAAUUCCAACACGUCUGUGUAAAAGAACUGAAAAAGAGUAAAAAAAAACAACAACAAAAAAAAAACACUGACAUCCUUUGUUCUCGUGAGCUGUCUGGGUAUGUGUGUGUGACAGUAGGGGUUAUAAUGCUGCUUUACCUUCUGAGUCUGAUUUAGAUUAAGAAAAAAAAAGAUAUAUGAAAUGAUUAUAAAUCCAUAAAACAAAAUGAAAAGAGAUGACUUUAAAAAAAAAAAGACUCCUGAACAAAAUUAUUGGAGAUUUUUCAUUUUAUCAUUUUCUUAUUUUUCUGUUUGUUUUCUGAUGCUUAAACUGCUCUGUGUAAAAGAGGAAAAAAACAGCUGUAGUCACUUUUUGACCAUGCGUGCAGUGUAACAUAGAAAAUAUUUCACUUCUUUUUCACAUCUAUAGUUUGUGUUGAUAAGCCAACUGAUCUGUUUGUCUGUGUGUCUGUCCAGUUGUCCGUCCCCUCUUAUCAGGAGGAAUUUACAACCAACAAAACAGGAAUUUCUGUUUUUAUAUUUCGUUUCUUUUUUUAUGAAAUACGACUUUGGAGAAAAAAAAAACACAAACAGGAAAAAAUAAUGCAACAGAAACUGAAAAUACAAAAAAAACAAAAAAAAAAAACAAACUGAAACACAAUCUUGUCAUACCUCACACAACACAAAACUCAAAGGAACUUGGGAGGAGUCAUAUUCUGCAGGCACAUGUGAAAGUUCAGAGAUGCAUAUAUAGAUUAAAAAAAAAUGUAUAUGUUAAGAUAAUAUGUGCUUGUGUGUACGCAUCAGUAGAAGUUACAAAAGGGCUCUUCCCUCAAGCUUUGGUGCUCUCUGUUUUAUUGAUUUGGUUCUCGGAUGAUGGGAGAUGCAACACGAACAUGAGAACAUGUUGUGAGAUGUUAGAGAUCAUCUGCUAAUGUGAGCACUUCUCCAGCUUAAAGGCACAGUCUAUAGACGGUAAACCUAAAAUGUGAAUGGCCCAGAGACUGAGGGAUUAAGACUUUUGUAAUGGCUGAGUGUUUUAUGGUAAUGAAUGUAGCUGACAGGAGGGGGCUGGACCUGAGCCUGGCACCCACAACCUAACUUCCACACACCAGCAGAAAGGAUAGUGGUGUCACAUAGAGGUAACAACCAACCAACAAAACUGAGAAUAUAUAUUGCCCAUCCGCAAGGUGCAAUACUGUGUUGUGUAUUUUUGUAUGUUUUCUGUUCUGAUUUUAUUUUCAUUUCAUUUUUAUUUUUGGCCAUAACCAAGGAUGUAAAUACAAAAAACAUACAACACUCGAGAUUUAUUGCAACAAUUUAAAUGUAACCGCUCCAACCCGCUGUCAUGUAAGAGGAAAAAAAAAAAAGCAAAGUAAUGUGUAAUGCUUCUUACAUUUUGUAUGUGUGCCCUCUCUCACGUGCAUGCAGAUCCAUAUUCAGAAGUGCCCCGUGACAUUAAUCAUAUACCCUGUGCCUCCUCUUGUUUUCAAAGAGAUAGAUUCGUAUCCCUCAUAUUCUCACAACGCUAGACGUGAAUGCCUAGAGUUGUGUGUGUUCACCUGUGGAAUCAGAUUCAGUUCUUCCAAACUAUUGAUGUGAGUGUUGCCAGCAGCCACAAUGGCUGAAGGUCAGGAGGGCAGUGUGGUUGAUUUUUUUUUUUUUUUUUCUUAGUGAGUAAAGUGGGAGGUGGAAGGGGGAGAUAUGAAAAGAACAUAAGCAAGUUAUUUUUUCGGCACGGAUGUCAGCUAACCUGGCUGCUGCACACCCACAUUAUAGUUGGAAAAGUCCAAAUUGGAUUUCCCCAUUUGUCCGCCAGCCUCCCAGAAGCCAGCCUUAAAAUCUCGCAAGCUCGCUAUUCAAGAACGCCUGGACAGCUGGGAACUUAUAAAGGCCCCAUUCACACUUAUCAUUCCAAGCGUCUUUUCAUUUACACUUAGCCACUUAUAUUCAUCUCUGUUGGCCAGUUCAGAAAAAUCUUAUUGCCUCCGUCUUGGUUUUCCUCGGGGUAUUUGCAAAUCAGGACCACACUGCUCCAGCCCAGAGGGUGGAAUUAAUGCACCUGAAGCUGGUUAGAAGCUGCCAAAAUGACAAAAGAAGAAUAAUCUGUGCAGUUUAGUUACAACAUUAAGGGUUAGCACAUAGCUAAUAACUCUCCAUCACAAACACAUGGAUUCAUUUGUAUGACGGAGAACAGCGGCUAGUUUCAGUGUAAUUUUAGCACCUGUUAUCACAGGGGACCGACCCUGUACGUGGCUGAGCUUUACUUAGGAGGAGGAAACAUUACGUAUCUGUCUUGGAGACUUGGAGAGACAGAUGCAUUUCCACCUUUACAAUAUCUGGCCAGAAUGUAUCUCUCAGUCUUUUUUUUUAUAUAACUAUAUAUAAUAGCUAAUUGGUGUAAAUGGGGUCUUUGAUGACGAUGACAGUUUUGACAGAGAAUGGUUUUCAGCUCUCACCAGUUAAAGCUGAAAGUAAUUUUGGUUGUGCCCAAAAUUGACACCACUAACUCGAGCAAACCCAGUUUUGCCAGACCACAACAAGCGAAGCGUGGUUUUCAAGGCUGGCUUUGUGGGGCCUGUAAGCCCGUCCCUCCAUAGAUAUAAUGAUCCUGGUUUAUUCUCACAUGUUGACACAUUGGACAAGGGUGGAGAUUGUCUGUGAUGUUUUUUCUUUUCUUUUCUUUUUUUUUUUUUGUUUUAUGGUUGUGUUUGGUCCCCUCCAUGCCAAAUGUAGAGUUUGUGAAGACAUGCAAGUAGCAAGAUGUCUAUGCAAUUUCCCUCCAACUCCCUUCAAAUUACAAGCUCAGUGUGACAACAAUGAGCCAGUUUUGCUUACGAAAUCAAAUUCGGCCCGGCUCGAAUUCCAGAGGUUCUUUGCUUGACCUAAAGACCCUUGCUACUUUGUGUGGGCGAGGGCCCAGACUGCCCGGGUGAGCUGGCCUGUAGCCCAGCUGACUGGCCGGUCCUCGGGGUCGGUAACUCUUUCGUAGUCUCUGUCCCAGAGGACAAGUAGGAAGGAAACUGGGGACGUUGUGGAGAAUAAGGAUUCAACGAGAUGUGCUGGUUCUUUUUGUAAGCUGCUCAGAAAGUGGUGUGUGUGUAUGUAUAUGUGUGUUGUUGAGAAGUUUGGGUACUAUUUUCGUCUACUUGAUGCGAUGCUCUCAUUGUUUUGGUGGGUUGAAUGUUAAGGCCACAAAGCCUCUAAUCCCAAGAUUUAGACAAGCCCCUAAAUUCAAUCCUUCUGCAGUAUGUGUGUGAAGCUUUAAUUUUUCUAUCCUGCGACCAAGUUAAUGUAACGUUAAAGACUAUUCUUGGUGGUUGAUGUCCACCAGUGGGAUGCACGUCGCAUGAGCAGGUUUACUUAAACCCAUUACCUCUGCUUCUGAGACGUGAGGAAAGGAUUUGACCUGAUUUGUCGUCACAAAUCUUUCAAAAAAGAAAAAAAAAAAAACAUCCCACUGGAGAUGAACAUCUAACUGAC
This is a messenger RNA of Toxotes jaculatrix (banded archerfish), 9358 nucleotides long. RefSeq names its product thyroid hormone receptor alpha b (gene thrab). The coding region runs from base 808 to 2037 and encodes 409 amino acids. The record is from RefSeq and is a predicted model, not a curated record. Gene Ontology annotation, molecular function: RNA polymerase II cis-regulatory region sequence-specific DNA binding; zinc ion binding; nuclear receptor activity. Gene Ontology annotation, biological process: cell differentiation; negative regulation of transcription by RNA polymerase II; thyroid hormone receptor signaling pathway. NCBI's taxonomy places the organism in Eukaryota, Metazoa, Chordata, Actinopteri, Toxotidae. The transcript has 12 exons.